Sebastes umbrosus (honeycomb rockfish) is the source of this 1779-nucleotide messenger RNA. It is a transcript of the gene b4galnt1a, whose product is annotated as beta-1,4-N-acetyl-galactosaminyl transferase 1a. The record is from RefSeq and is a predicted model, not a curated record. Gene Ontology annotation, cellular component: Golgi membrane. NCBI's taxonomy places the organism in Eukaryota, Metazoa, Chordata, Actinopteri, Perciformes, Sebastidae. Gene Ontology annotation, biological process: ganglioside biosynthetic process. Gene Ontology annotation, molecular function: hexosyltransferase activity. Bases 157 to 1749 code for a protein of 530 amino acids. The transcript has 11 exons.
AUGACGCGCAGAUCCAAAAGGAGUGGCUGCGGGCUGCCGAGCUGCAGAACAAUCCACACAGGAACACGCCUGUCUGGGUCACACAGUCGACUUGAUGGUGCAGGAUUUAUAUUUAUAUAUAUAUAUAGAGAUAUAUUUUGAACGGAAACACCAACAAUGCGUGCCAGCUGUAAGAAGUGUCUUGGACUGCUGUUGGUCAGUGGACUACUACUAGCCCUGUUUCAUGUUUGGAGGCCUGGGACCAGCUCAGUAGUUGACAUACGGCCAAGACAGGGGGAUCUAAUGAAGAAACUCUUUGAGGCGAAAAUUCAAGACACCAUCAGUGGCUAUCAUGACAUUGCCUACCAUAUAAAGGAGGAUGUGGCAUGUCGUUUGCCUCAAAAUACGUGUGUGUGUCUGGCUGAUGAGGAGACCUUUCGCCUGCCGUUCGCCAACCAGCUGUUCCCACGCGUGUGGGCCCACAGCAUUGAUCUCGCCUUCUUAGAGUCCCAUCCAGACCCCGAGGGCCUGAAGCAUCACAGAGCUCAGGAGUACAGCAACUUUCAGAAGAGGUCCUACAAUCCUGCAGAUGUGCUUAUUGUAGCUGAGGCCAACAGUCCUCUUCAGUAUCCUACCCAGGGCGUGGAGGUGCGACCCCUCAAAACGAUCAUCAUUCCUGGUUUGGGUCUUAAAGAAGAAGGAGGAUCAAACCAUAUGGUAUAUCUGACAGCAUCACUGGGGACGUUUGACGUUGCUGCUACAGUGGACGGGGUCUCUGUUAAAGGAGAGGGAGAGAAGCAUAUGAUACUGUCUAGUCCUAUUCUCUCCGCUCUCAACAGGCAGCUGCAGUUCGUCACCUAUACAAACACUGUUUUCCAUCCAAGAACAGCAGAUACAGUUCAGUUUGCAUCUGCAGGCCACCAGUCAUCUUUCACCAUUAAAGUUGAACAUGGAACCGUACCUAAACUUUACAACACUGGAUAUCAAGGAGAGUACAAUAUCAGUGCUCUGGUUACCUUCGCCACCAAGACCUUUUUACGCUAUGACAAACUCAAAGACCUCAUUGACAGCAUACGGCAAUAUUAUCCCACCGUCACCAUAGUGAUAGCAGAUGAUAACGAGCACCCUCAGCCACUGACCGGGCCUCACAUUGAGCAUUACAUCAUGCCGUUUGGAAAGGGUUGGUUUGCAGGACGGAACCUGGCAGUGUCUCAAGUGACCACCAAGUAUGUGCUCUGGGUGGAUGAUGAUUUCAUCUUCACUGCAAACACCAAGGUGGAGAAGAUGGUGGACAUCUUAGAAAAGACCACUCUGGAUCUGGUCGGCGGUGCAGUGAGAGAGGUGACAGGUUACACUGCAACAUACCGUCACACCAUUUCAGUGGAAGAAGGGACAGAGGAGGGCGACUGCUUACACAUCAGAAAUGGCUACCACCAUGUCAUAGAGGGAUUUCCCGACUGUGUGGUAGCUGAUGCCGUCAUCAACUUCUUCAUGGGAAGGACAGAUAAGGUGCAGCAGGCAGGCUUUAACCCCCGCCUGGCACGGCACGGUCAUCUGGAGUUUUUCAUUGACUCUCUGGGCUCCCUCCACAUUGGCUCCUGUAGUGACAUCAUUGUAAACCACGCGUCAAAGAUCAUCAUGCCCUGGAGUAAAACAGACUCACAAAAGGCCUACGACAAAUUCCGCUACUCAUCUUCCAGUGCUGAUAAUGACAUUCAUAAGGAAGACUUCUACUUCAAGAACAGGUUCAAGUGCAUGACCAGUCACUGAAACUUGCUCUGUUUGCUGCCUUGUGAGGGG